ACAAGCUGAGUAAAAUGUCGUGGCUGCUGAAGUUAGAGAAAAUAUAGGAUAAAGAAGAACUUAAAAAAUGGAGAAAGAUAAAAUAUAUUUGUAUUGUAGGGAUUGGGGAUUCUACUUGUAUAAAUAUGCUAUCACUGAACUAACUGGGGAAAAAAUAAGCCCAUUCAAAUAAAAGGAAAAUAACUGUAUGAUCAUCUUGUUUUUUUCAUGCCUACCAUGCCAUUUGAUAUGUGAUAAAGCUAAUCUCUUUAGAAAACAUUCUUAUUAAAACAAGUAUUGUUUACCAGAUUGGGUUAGAUUGACUAGUGGAGCCUGGUUUUAGAAUUUUGUUCUAUUUUUAGAAUGGUACGAUGAAUGUGGUCUGCUGCCAUAGUUCCUAUUUCUUGCUCAUGGAAAAGUUAGAUUGUCCACCUAUUUUUUGAAUGAAAGCUCAUGCAGUUCAUUGCAUGAGUAAACCAGUAUCAUUUUUGAGUGCUAGGUAGCUUUUGAAAACAUUGAAAGCUUUGUUUAUAGCUUUAUGCAUGUUUCUCAACAUUUUUUAUGCUAUUAUUCUUGAUCAUGAUAUCUUUACUCCCUGAUGAAUUGUUGCCUCAUGCAAGACCCACCAUCGGUUCUUGUUGUGUGAUUGUGUAAUAUGUUGCUACAUAACAACAGCCCAAGGUCCUGUCUUUCAGAAAUUUCUAAGUUUGUGAGUGGACUUGAGCCAGAAGACUCAAAGCAGUUCUACUAUUCAUAGCUCUGUUGUUAGAACCAAGCAGUGGAAUUUUGAUUUACAUCUUGUGUGUUCAGGGAUGGGGAGAUCUGGGACCUCCAAGAGCUUUAGCCAAUUCUUUAGUCAUUGAACCAAGACCUCAUGGCUGUCUUCAGGACUCAUAGAAUGAUUUUCUCUUGGUCUGUUUCUAUUUUUGUUGUGGAGUAUGUUGUCGUAAUAUUUAUUUCCUAAUGGGAACUGAAGAUAUUCAAACUUGUGCUUUUGAAACUGUCCAUGUAAAUAUUUUGGUCCCUACUGUGCUUGCCUCGAUAUUCCUUUCUUAUUCCCACUCACUAAAAUUCUUGUAUGACAUUUUUGUGUGUAAUGGAGGUUAUUUUAAUCUCAUUCACCAUAAAGAAAUCCAAGUUUCAUUU
Messenger RNA from Rubroshorea leprosula, 1125 nucleotides. NCBI's taxonomy places the organism in Eukaryota, Viridiplantae, Streptophyta, Magnoliopsida, Malvales, Dipterocarpaceae. The record is from the annotation of a GenBank genome assembly.